AAAUGGCAAUGGAAUAGUACUAGUCGGACAACUUCACGUCGCACGACUCGCACGACUGUCAACGGAGGUUUCGAAAAUGCGCUGGGAGACGCGCGCCGAUUUCGUCGUCCUGUACGUGUGACUCGGACUCGGCUUGCGGAGAAGCCGUGAAAUCAUGUGGCCGAUACGACCGGAGAUGACUCGCGACGAGUGCAGGAAGUGCCUACGAUGCCUCGAAUUAGAUGCUUAUGGAAGUAUGGUCUCUGUCCUACGAGCUCAAGGCCCUUUCACCACCGAAAAACAGAAGUUAUUACAAGAACUUGCUAAAGUAUUACAUAUCUCCAAUGAAAGACAUCGUGCCGAAGUACGGAGAGCUGUAAAUGAUGAGAAACUUGCAACAAUUGCAGAACAACUUAAUGGCCCAAAUACUGGUAUAGAUUGGACUCUCGAAGGUCGACGAACUAUUCCUCUUUUGCCAAGAUUAAAAGCGAGGUCUGCAUUUACGACAUUAGCAAAUAGUCUGUCCAUUACAACUGCGAUUGCAAAUGAGAAGAAACCUGAUAGACACGAUCCCAUUAGACAAUCUGAUAGACAUGAUCCCAUUAGACAAUCUGAAAACUCAACAGAUGCUGAAACUGAAUCUCAUUCUAAUAUAAAAGUGGAGGAAGACUCGUCUAUUAUUAGCACAAAAUUAAAUAGCUUUGAAAAUGAGCUGGAUGACCAGAUCAAAAUCUCACAGGAAAAUUCAAAUUUGAAUGAAGAUGAGAGAAAAGAUGACAAGAAUAUGCUUAAUAAAGUUAGUGAAAAGCCCAAGGAACUUUCUCGAAAGCGUAAAUCUCCUUCUCCGUUGCCAACGGCGCCACCGAAUAAAGUUUUAGUGGUAUCUGAUCCACCAAACCAUACACUGCGAAUUUCUGAAAAUAAGCAAACAUCCCAAGCACAAGUAACCAAAUGUCAAAAUGUUGCAUUAAUUACGGUCACUGAUAAUGAGAUUUCAGAUUCUAAAGAAAGUCCAACAGUGGAACAUCCAAAUGAGUGUACCGCAGUUCCAGUAAAUAAACAUAUAGUUGCUGUAACUUCCAUAUGUACGAGCAACAUCAGCAAUCCUAAGACAGUAGUAAGCACUGAGCAGAAUAAAAUUAGUACAAAAGUAAUAGUGCCGGCGGUAACAAGCUGUAUAUUGAGCAUAAACAAAAUGCAUUCGAGCAAAGACACACAACCUCAAGAUAGCACAAAUGGUACAGAGAAAACCCAGGUGUCUGAUAAUACUAGCUCAAAUCCGUCUCCUGUAAAAAGCUCUAUGAUGCCAAUUAUAGCUACUAGAGUGUCAAGUCCACGACUUACACAAUCAAUGCCUGUGUAUCCUGGAACCACGGUAUCAAGCGGCCCUGGGCCACCUCAAGUUAAACAAGUUCCCAUAGCAUUAAUGUGUCAGAAACUGCCAUCCGAACAAAUUGCAACUAUUGAUCAAUCCACUGCCAAAAUGGGUAUUUUUCCCAAGAAAGUUGUAAAUAUGCCUCAUUAUACUAACGCUAAAUUAAAUAAGGCUAAUGUGAUUGUCAUCCAGAAGGCAAACGCUGUAACACUAUCACACGCAGGCAAGGAAGUGCUAGGAAAAGUAAUAAUGGGAGGAAAGAAUCUAUGUGUUACGAGCCAACAUAAUGCAAAUUCGAUUAAUGUUCAAUCCCAUCAUAUCUCUCUGAAUAACGGAGAUCAAGCAAAGACUAUGCUGCCGAUUGCAAGCUUGCCACAGAAUGUAGAAUCUGUCAAAACGAACAUAAAGUCUGGAAAAGCAGCGGUUGUGGUUACACGUUUACGACAUGACGUUCCGGAGAACAAAGUUCUUUCACUUUUUGAUUCGCCGACCAUUCUUAAUGUCGAAUCCAAGACUGUGAUACAGGAUGUAAAUGCGCGUUUAUCAAAGGAAGAAUGCAACAGUGACAAAAAUACGAUUAAUCAGGAAUCAUCUCUGAAAACAGAUUCCAUAAUUACUUCUAUAUCAGAAGAAAAAUACAGAAAAAACAACGAUGUUAACGUGAGUAUGAAUUCUCAGAACACAAACAUACUAGAAGCCUCAAAACCUUUAGAAAGCAAGGAAAUAGUCAUCAGGCCAAAGGAAGUAGAUGAUGAUAAUAAAAAUGAUAUUCGAAAAGAAAAACUUGACGAGAACGUGGAUGCAGUUGACGCAACGCUAGAAUCGACAAAUAAGAAUUCGCAGAGCUUCCAGUACUCAGUGGACAACGAAAAAAAUUGGGAUUUAGAAAAGUCGUCAAGGUCGAUAAUAACCGCAAAUCAAAUGGACAAGCAUGACGACUCGUAACAACUAAAGAUCUCGCGUUACGCGUGUGUCGUAAUCAUCAUUAUACGAUGGCAAGGCUGAUACUUCCGUUUUAAAAACGUACUGAUGUAUUUAUCAUGUAUAAGUGUGUAUAUAUAUACACACACGCUUAUGUUUCUAUUUAUAUAUGUACAUCUAUUUUAAUGAAGUUUAUAUACAUAUGACUAUGUUUGCUCCUCGGAAAGGAUUUCAAUGAUCUCAAAAGGAUUGAAAAUGACCGAUGCCAAUCUUUCCAUUAUUACAUAUGCAAAAUGAAUAAGAUAAUUUCACCUUUCAUAUUUGUAUACAUAAGAUUUUGACUAAUUCAAACAUUAAUUGAUAUCAAUAUCAAUAUCAGACAAUAUUGAUAUCAAUUAAUAUUAUUGUAUAUAAGUGCCAAAUUAUAUAAUCUGCCAUUAAUUUAUACUUUUGUAAAGAAAUAACAUGUGCGCUUAUCCAGUCAUUUAAUUCUUCGUAUCCCAACUUGCAAUAUAAAUUCAUUAGCUUUUAACUACUCUCCCGAGAGAAAAGAAGUAAACUGAAAUUAUUUGCAUUUAGUACUAAAUUCAAUCGAUUAUCAAUGAUUAUUAUUCUGGUUUUUAUAUUCGUUAUUGAAAGAUAAAAGCAGUUAUAUUUAGUACUAAGUGUAGCUAUCGAAGAUUCAUAUUUCUACUACAUAUUUAGCAAAUACAGUUAUUCAUUUAAAAAAUUAUCGGGAAGUUAUUGAAUCAAUACUGUUACUAUAAAUAUUAAUGCAAUUGCUAUAAAUAUAUUAAUAUAUUUUAUAUGUAAAAAAUAUGCAAUAUGCAAAGUAUAUUAAUAUAUUUUAUACGUUGCUCUGGUGUGUGUGUGUGUGUGUGUGUGUGUGUGUGUGUGUGUGUGUGUGUGUGUGUGUGUGUGUGUGUGUGUGUGAAAGAGAGAGAGAGGGAAAGAGGAAACAACUAGAUGUGUCAAACUGCAUGCACACUCGCAAAUUACUUUGUACUUCUGUUUGUAAAUAUGUAAGUCUAAACAUUUUUGUAAAUGUGAUAUUAUGACGUUAAGUACUAGAAAUUUGGUUUGAAUCUGUCACUUGCUCAUAUUACUGUUGCAGCGACGUUGUAAAUAUUUUGUAAAUGUAUCAACGUAUUGGACUACUCUGAGAAAAAGACGGGUGGAUAUAUACUUUCUUCUACCCUAUUGCUAUUAAUAAAGUACGAAUGUUAAUAAACGUUCAAUGAUAGCAUUAGUUAUCAAUAGCGAAAGAGUCAAGUAUUGUUUUUUUGCUAUUUUUAAAUAAAACUGCUCAUGCAGAAAAAAACAAUCUGUUUUCACUUAAGAAAGUGUGACAGAAAAGGCUAUAUUUUUUGUAAGCGAAAUGACACUGCCCUUCGAAUUGCAAUAUCGUGUUAUUCUAUUACUCAGACUUUACUGUAUUUCAUGCAGUAUUUCCGCGUAAGUUGCAGAAUAUUUUCGCCUAAAUUCUUACUAUACAAAUUUGUAAGCAGAUAAUUUGCACGAUUACAUAAUCCUCAAUGUGUAAAUCGAAAUCGUUGCGUUUUCUAUAUUGAAUAUAUAUUCGGCAUGUACUGAGUGUCUCAGGUUUCUCGUAUCAAGAGACGCUAUAGCGUUUCACGACACACACACACACACACAUAUAUAUAUAUAUAUAUAUAUAUAUAUAUAUAUAAUAUAGCAAAUAGGAAAAGACAACGUAUUUUUUAUCGGAAUAACGGGCUUUUUUCGAUAAUUUAUCUAUUUUUGCACAUAAGCAAUUUUAAAGAGAUACUAAAGUUCACGAAUAAUUUAAUUCAUUAAUCAGUUUUUCAAAAUUAAUGUUCAGCUAGUUCAAAGCGGGCGUUAUAUUAGUAAUCUCAAUAUAAGAUUUUGUUGCCGAGAUAAUAUUGUAUGUUAAGAAAUUAUUUUUAAAAUGCGCACGUACAGCGCAUUCACUCAAAGGCAAUACUCUCAUUUAGAUAUAAAAUUUAUAAACAAAAACUGAUGCAAUAAAUCAGAGAUACUCUGUCGCGCGCGUGCGCGCGCGCGUGUGUGUGUGUGUGUGUGUAAUACUAAUGCAAACUGUAAAUAUACGAACAAUAUUUAUAGCUAAUUGCGAAGAAAUAAAGAUAUUUAAAC
Molecule: messenger RNA, 4411 nt
Organism: Monomorium pharaonis (pharaoh ant)
Lineage: Eukaryota; Metazoa; Arthropoda; Insecta; Hymenoptera; Formicidae
Product: BRCA2-interacting transcriptional repressor EMSY
Exons: 13
Coding region: 155-2299 (714 amino acids)
Biological process (GO): regulation of DNA-templated transcription
Cellular component (GO): nucleoplasm
Source: RefSeq, a predicted model, not a curated record